AUGACCCGGCCCAGGGACAGACCCGCCCCAGGCUCAGACCCGCCCCAGGGUCAGACCCCCAAGCUGGGACAACCCCCCUGGACAGUCUCCGACCCACAUGGACAGACCGACCCCAGGGACGUACCCGCCCCAGGUCUAGACCCGUCACCCAGGGACAGACCAGACCCGGAGACAGACCUCCCAUGGGACUUCCCGCCCCUGGGACAGACCCCCCCCCAGGGUCUGAACCGCCCAAGAUCAAGUCCCGCCCAGGACUUCCCGGCCCCAGGACUUCACGACCCCAGGGACAGAACCCGCCACCAGGACAGACCCGUCCCAGGGACAGACCCGCCCCAGGGACAGUCACUCCCCAGGACAGACCCGUCCCAGUGUCUGACCCAACCCCAGUAUCUGACCCCUCCCAGGGACAGUCCCCGCCCCAGGUCUGUACCCGCCCCAGGGCUGACCCCCGGUCCCUGGACAGACCGGCCCCCUGGGACUGACCCGGCCCCUAGGGAUCUGUCCCGCCCCUAG
Messenger RNA from Knipowitschia caucasica, 513 nucleotides. The record is from the annotation of a GenBank genome assembly. Lineage: Eukaryota; Metazoa; Chordata; Actinopteri; Gobiiformes; Gobiidae.